UUAACCAGUGGAGGGAGAUUUCAAAGUGGGGAUUCCAGUUUGGUUAGAUAGUGUAGUCUCAUUUUACGUGGAGUAUUCUUCAUAGUGUAUCGGUGUACUUAUGAUCUCCCACCAAUCAUAAAAAAAAAAGCUUUUAGUUAGAGGAAAUCAUUUCUCCUUUAAGUGAUUUAACGUGUUCAACCGGUUUAUAAUAAAUAAUUUAAUUCGCUGAAAAAUAUUCUGAUGUGAUUUACGAGAACCACUUGAUGACGAGCAGACUAGCUUUCACACGAUAACGGGAAAAUCGAGACACAAGAGGACAAGAGGAUUACAAUGAAUUUCAGAACCAGUUGUCAAUUACUAUCGAUACGUCGAUUGUCGCGAACGCAAAAUGAUCUUCGAAGAAUAUUAUGUUCAGGUGCAAUAACCUCGACGAAGAGUUGCAUGGUCGAUCACGAUACAACGAUUCAAGGGAAACCGUACAAGGACAUACCAGGGCCGAGACCGAUUCCAAUUUUAGGGAAUACGUGGCGUCUGUUUCCGCUGAUUGGCCAGUACGAGAUAUCGGACGUUGCCAAAUUGUCACAAAUAUUCUACGACGAGUAUGGGAAGAUCGUUCGUUUGGCAGGUUUAAUAGGUCGGCCGGAUUUGUUGUUCGUUUACGAUGCGGACGAGAUCGAGAAAAUUUAUAGACAGGAAGGACCGACACCGUUUAGGCCAUCUAUGCCGUGUCUUGUGCAUUACAAAAGCGUUGUGAGGAAAGAUUUUUUUGGAAAUCUACCCGGUGUAGUUGGAGUGCACGGUGAACCAUGGAGAGAAUUUCGUACGAGAGUACAGAAACCUGUUCUACAACCGCAGACGGUGAGGAAAUACAUAACACCUAUUGAGAUGGUUACGUCUGACUUUAUACAAAGAAUUCAAGAGAUCAAAGGAGAGGACGGAGAGGUGCCAGGAGACUUUGAUAAUGAAAUACAUAAAUGGGCUUUAGAGUGUAUAGGGCGCGUUGCUCUUGAUGUGAGAUUAGGAUGCUUAUCGAGUAAUCUGACGUUGGAUUCGGAGCCCCAAAAGAUCAUCGAUGCGGCAAAGUUUGCUUUGAGGAACGUAGCUAUACUGGAAUUAAAAGCUCCUUACUGGAGAUACGUGCCAACCCUUCUCUGGUCAAGAUACGUACGAAACAUGGAUUACUUCAUCGAAGUAUGUAUGAAAUACAUCGACGCAGCGAUGGAGAGAUUGAAAACGAAAAAAGCUGUUGACGAGUAUGAUUUGUCUUUAAUGGAAAGAAUUCUAGCCAAAGAAAGUGAUCCUAAAAUAGCUUAUAUACUCGCCUUAGAUUUGAUCUUGGUUGGGAUAGACACAAUUUCCAUGGCCGUUUGUUCAAUAUUGUAUCAACUGGCAAUCAGACCAGAGGAACAAGAAAAAAUUUAUCAGGAACUUGUGGAAAUUCUUCCUGAUCCAUCUGUACCCCUUAAUAUGAAUCAUCUGGAUAAAGCUAUUUACAUGAAAGCUUUUAUUCGUGAAGUUUUUCGAGUAUAUUCUACGGUAAUUGGAAACGGUAGAACAUUGCAAAAUGAUACGAUAAUUUGCGGUUAUAAAGUACCAAAAGGAGUACAAGUAGUGUUUCCAACCGUGGUAACGGGAAAUAUGGAAAAAUAUGUAACGGAUGCAAAAAUGUUUAAGCCAAUGCGAUGGCUGAAAGAAUCUAAGACUUUACAUCCUUUUGCAUCACUACCUUAUGGUCAUGGUGCACGUAUGUGCUUGGGUAGGAGAUUUGCCGAUUUAGAAAUACAAGUUCUACUCGCAAAGCUGAUAAGAUCUUAUAAAUUGGAAUACCAUCAUAAACCACUUAAAUAUAAAGUUACAUUUAUGUAUGCACCUGACGGGGAAUUAAAAUUUAAAGUGCUUCCAAGAUAGUCAUCAAAUCGUUAAAAUAGAUAUAAUAGAGAUAAAAUUACAAAAUUUCUUUUAUAUUAAUAUUUAUUAUUAUUAACGUAUUACUAUUAAUUUUUGUAUAUUAAUAUUUGUAUAUAAAUUGAUACAUUACCUAUCAAUAAAUUUUAAAUUUAAGGAUCCUUUAGGCGUGUACAUAGGAUUUAUAUAAUACUCUAAUUUCUCAUGAUGAUAUUCAAUUUUGUAACGUUGUAAAAUCUGAAAUAAAAAAUUGUCAAUAACAUUAUUACAAGCAAAUACCCAUA
This is a messenger RNA of Apis cerana (Asiatic honeybee), 2171 nucleotides long. RefSeq names its product Probable cytochrome P450 301a1, mitochondrial (gene Cyp301a1). Gene Ontology annotation, molecular function: monooxygenase activity; heme binding; iron ion binding. The record is from RefSeq and is a predicted model, not a curated record. Lineage: Eukaryota; Metazoa; Arthropoda; Insecta; Hymenoptera; Apidae.